Molecule: messenger RNA, 1330 nt
Organism: Pseudophryne corroboree (corroboree frog)
Lineage: Eukaryota; Metazoa; Chordata; Amphibia; Anura; Myobatrachidae
Gene: MYG1
Product: MYG1 exonuclease
Exons: 7
Coding region: 16-1209 (397 amino acids)
Cellular component (GO): cytoplasm; nucleus
Source: RefSeq, a predicted model, not a curated record
ACAGACUCCAUAACAAUGGCCGUCGCCGGCUCCGGAAGUACAGGAUCCUACGUGUCAGCGCUCCGGCUCCCCCCACCGCCCCUGUCUAUAUGGUUCCACAUGGUGUGGCGGUUCCCGCAGUUCCGCUCGCUGUCCCUGCUGCUCCUCCACCACCGCCGCCUCUCCGCCCGCGGCUUCUCAUCACUCUUGAUGCCUGAAGAUCCAAAGCGGCCCCGGCGGGACGAACGACUCAUGGCGCUGAAAAUCGGCACCCACGACGGGACCUUUCACUGCGACGAGGCGCUGGCGUGUUACCUGCUGCGGACGCUGGAGCCCUACAGGGAUGCAGAGAUUGUGAGGACACGGGACCCUCAACUUUUAGCCCAGUGUGAUGUUGUGGUUGAUGUGGGAGGAGAAUAUGAACCCUGUCGGAACCGUUAUGACCACCAUCAGAGAACUUUCUGUGAAACGAUGAACAGCUUAUAUCCUGACAAGCCGUGGGUCACUAAGCUGAGCAGCGCCGGGCUGGUGUACGCUCACUUCGGCACGCAGAUCUUAUCCACGCUUCUGGGUACUGAAGAGGACGACCCCAUUAUACCGGUGUUAUACGACAAGAUGUAUGAAAAUUUUGUUGAAGAAAUUGACGCCAUUGAUAAUGGGAUAUCACAGUUUGAUGGAGAGCAGCGGUACAACAUAACCACCAACUUGAGUUCCCGAGUGGGACACCUCAAUCCCCGCUGGAAUGAACCGGAUCAGGACACGGAAACUGGCUUUAAGAAGGCAAUGGAAUUGGUAGGGACGGAGUUUGUAUCACGUCUGGACUUUUAUCACCGAUCCUGGCUACCGGCUCGCUCGUUGGUGGAGGAAGCAAUCAGACAAAGAUUCCAGGUGUCAAACAGUGGAGAAGUGGUUGUCCUGGCCCAGGGUGGAUGUCCUUGGAAGGAGCAUCUCUUUCAGGUUGAGAAAGAACGAAGUCUGGAGACACAAAUUAAGUAUGUGAUCUACCCAGACCAGAGCGCAAAGUGGAGGGUACAGUGUGUCCCCACAGGUCCCAACACUUUUCAGAACCGGCUGUCGCUGCCAGAAGACUGGCGUGGACUUCGAGCAGACGACCUCUCCUCUGUCAGUGGGAUUCAGGGCUGUAUCUUUGUUCAUGCCAGUGGUUUCAUUGGUGGGAACGAAACGCAGGAAGGAGCUCUGGAGAUGGCACAGAAAGCACUGAAUUCCUAAAGUUGCCACUUUGUAUCUUUGUUAAAUGCUAGAGUUCAUCAUGUUUGGGUUUGUUACAGCAGAACAUAUCAGACAAAUUGUAUUUAUAGCAUGUGACAUCAGUAAAUAUUUUUGUAUUCCU